This is a messenger RNA of Effrenium voratum, 2428 nucleotides long. Lineage: Eukaryota; Dinophyceae; Suessiales; Symbiodiniaceae. The record is from the annotation of a GenBank genome assembly.
UCUCGGUGAAAAUACCGGGUCAGUUCUCAGCGCAAAUCAACAGAAUGGCGACACGCGAACCACUGUCGCCUCGUUCGAUGAAGCGACGGACACGAUCUACAUCGAUGCGACCGGGAUGCUCCCGACCAAUCGCACCAUCGAGACCAACCCGAACAAGAACAGGUUUAUCCUUGUAAACCUGCUACCUGCCAUGCGCCGGGGCGAAUGGGGAUAUGUCGACAACGGAACAACAGUCGAUCUCUAUUUCUGGCCGAUCGAUCCACUCAACGUCGAUGUCAACAUCGAGUAUUCAAGGCGCGGAAGCUGCGUUGAAGCAAAAAGCAGAAGCUUCCUCGAAUUCCGCUCGAUCAUCCUUGAGCGGUCCAGCUCAGCCGGUGCAAAGAAUGACGGGCACUAUGCCUUCAAUGCCGGCAACAGCGUCGGCGCGUCUCCAUACGCAACCGACAUCACACUGGAAAAUUGCUGGAUCCGGGACACCUACCGCUCUGAAAGCAGUUACGCGCCGGUCUGGGCGCGCCAUGUCAACAAUUUCAGGCUGAUCCAGUGCACCAUUUCCGAUGCUGUCAACCAGUUCGGCAUGCAGAUCACCGGACCGUUCUGGAACGAGUAUGACGGGCCUGUUACCGGUGUUUGGAUCGACCGCAACAUUAUCCUGCGUUCAGAUCAAACACCGGAGCGGUGUUACGGCCUGGAACUCUUUAUGGUCACCCGUAACCGGGCGAUUGAUUGCGGACAGGCAGCGCACGCCAACAAGGGCAACAUCUACAACGGCGGGCACAACGGCCUUUGGUGGCACAAUUACUGGUGGGCGUGUCCCGGCUACUGGACGUUCCAGCGCUCGUCCGCUCAGUUCUUCGGCUUCAAUUUCUGCCCUGGCAACACGCUGGAUACAGAUGGCCGUGCGAUUGAGGAUCAGAACUACGAGAGCACGGUUAUCAUCUCGCAGUUGUCACCGGCCACCGGGCGCACGAUCGGCGGCUCACCCACCAACGGCGAUAGCUAUUUCCUCAACAAUAUAUUGCCGCCUUGGAGAAACGCGGCAAGCUACGCCAACGCCAUGUUGGUUGGACGCGGGGCGGAAACAGCCAUUCGCAUGGUUGUGAUGAACAACAUCGCGAACGGGAUCACGCUUCGAAUGGGAAUGGUUGUUGCAGACGGCAUCCGGCGCAAUGUCAUCACCAACGGCACCACAAACGAUGCAACGGACGUUAUCACUCCGUUCGGGGACAUCUUUGAGGACAUUCUAUUGGGCGAUCUUGCGAUCAAGCCUGACAGCCCGCACCUGACCGGCACGUCCCAUCCGAUCAAUGUGCUGCCGGGACAUGACGGCACGCGCAUUCUCUCUGACGUGUUCCCUGACUACGAUGGCUUCGGGGUGGAUAUCGCAGGCAAGCCGAUCGACCUUGCAAACCCGCCAGUCGGCUGUGUGGGAGAUCCCGCAGAUCUUCACCGGUUCGAUCCGGUAUGGAUCGACAGACCAGAACCAACAGGGGCGCCUAUUGUCGGUGGUUCAGUGUCUGCGGAUGACGGUUACAUCAUGGCGUUCGGUCAUUCCUCACGGACCUACCAGUGGUAUCUGGUCGAUGAUGUCUAUGAUCCACGCAUUGACUGGACGCCGAUUUCGGGUGCCAACUCUGCAUCCUAUUCACCGGUUGCGGGGGACAUCGGCAAGUAUCUGGCACGGCGCACAACGAUGGACGGCGUUCCGAUCUAUUCCCUCAUGGAUGCGCCUGUGGCGGCCGCCUUCCCGCUCGGUGAUCCAAUAUCGCUGCUCAAUCCGCGUUCGUCUUCUGAUGUCUCUGUCGGUGCCAACACAUGGUUCGAAACUGCGCAGAUCACGACCUCGAACAAGCCACUUUUGGUUGUCGUCAAUUCAAACAACGUCACGUUUGCUCGCGUCGCUGCCUUCUCUGCCACUAUCGGUGCGGCCGGUCGAAAUGGAGGGGAAGGCACUCCGCUCACGGUCGAUCCGGGGACGGCUCUGCGGACACGCAAUCAGAUAUCGUUUGCCACGAUCCUUGCGCCGGGAACCGGAGCACAGACCAUUCAGGUGAGCAAUGACGACGGUUGGUCCAAUAUUCACGUGUCGGUUUUUGAGAUCGACGGAAUGGACAGCAUUGUCGUCGGUGGCGAGAUCGAGGCAUCCAACCCGCUGAGCCUGUCUCCAGCGAUCACAACGGGACAGAUCAACACGCUCGUCUUCUAUGCGGCCAACCGUUACGACGGCACCGAAGACCCGUUGUCAUGGGAGGGUGGCACAGCGCUCUUGAGCGAGCCGACCGGUGCGGGAGGCGCGUCUACUUCCUUGUGGGCCGCCAUGGCCUUCGAACAGGCUGCGUCGACUGGAAACUACUCGCAGACUGUGUCCUGGCUGUCUCAACAGGGCGCGGCAACGUCCUGUGCGGUUGAGAUCCGGGCUACGGCUUGA